Messenger RNA from Mollisia scopiformis, 4197 nucleotides. RefSeq lists its product as uncharacterized. The transcript is spliced from 5 exons. Lineage: Eukaryota; Fungi; Ascomycota; Leotiomycetes; Helotiales; Mollisiaceae. The coding region runs from base 1 to 4197 and encodes 1398 amino acids. Gene Ontology annotation, cellular component: HDA1 complex. The record is from RefSeq and is a predicted model, not a curated record.
AUGGACCCAGCAUCGCGGAAACGCGUGAGAGAGUCGACACCUCGAAAAGCUACGCCCAGUCGCACACUUCACAGAGAAUCGCGGUCGAGCCCACCACGGCGCAAGAAGCAAUCUGGACGACCCAGCGCACAGGAAAAAGACAUACUCUGGUCUCUUGGUACGCCUGGCAUUCUUGAAGAGAGGCGGAGAGCAAACCGGGUUGAAUAUCUUUUGAACUGGGAAGGUAUUGACUCGAAGACUGGAGAAAGAUACUUACCCACCUGGGGAAAGAAAGAGGACGUCACUGAAGCGGCAAUCCAGGAGUGGGAGCAGAGCAAAGCGGAAGCAGCCCAGGCGCACAAGACCGAAUCGCAUCCCCCAGAAUCUCAAGACGGUCAAGAGAGCCAACCCAUCCGGACAGCCAAACGUAAGAGAGGAACAUCCCAAAGAGAGAGUAGUCUGCAAAACGAAUCCGGAAUAAAGAAGCAACGGCGAGCUGUAACGAGCGACACCCCGAGAUUUCAACCUGCAUCUGAGAGACGUGUUAGCAGCGAGAUCCCAGAUACCUACGAAGAAGCACAAUUCAGUUCGCGUGAUGGGAGUGGACCAGACGUUCGUGUGGAAAUAGUAGUACCAGAAGGAUUUGAUCGGGACGCAUACGCACUCGCUGCUUCUUCCUCUCAGUCCUCGCAAAACUUGAAAACUGCACAAAAGUCCUCGCAAUCAGGCGUCUCUCAAGCGGGAAGUCCCUCGCAACCCAGACAUCGAAGACCAGACUUUAUCUGGGACGAGGACCGAGAUAGUGUUGUGUCCGAUUCUUGGGAACGGGAAGAGUCAAUCCUCUCUAAAUCCUUGGAUACAGCAACGAAACAGACAGGUUCCUCUGGUCCUAAUAGUGCGUCUAUCUCGGAAGGGCUAUCAAGUCACACUGGCUUGGGGGCUACGCAAUCUUCUAUUGCUGGAGAACGCUCCGGAAGUGGAAGUGACUAUCUUGCUGAACCUCAAACUUUCUUGGCUAGUUCAAGCUAUAGAGGUACACAAGCAACGCCUGCCCAGACUGAGGCUACUAUUGAAAAAUCUCAUACAGUCCAACAAACCAGCUUGUGGAGUAACUCGAGCGGAAUAGGAUCGCAAAGCCUAGAACUGCCUAGCAGACAGAUAGAUGAGGCAAUACCUGCCACGGAUUCUUUAACGGACGAUCGAUUCUAUUCCCCAAACUUUCAAUCGUCAAACCCUAUCGAUUCUCAAUCCCAACUAUCACAGCCAUUUGUAACUCAAGUGGUUCCAAGUUCCAGUACAUUUGAAACGAAUUCGUCAAAAUUAAACAGCAGGCGAGAUCGUUUUCAAAAGUCUGGCGGUCCUGCAAAAUCCCAGUCGCAAAAUUCUAAGACGACUCAAAGCGACCUGAUUCACAGAGAGUCGGAAUCAGCAACACUUGCACAAGAGUUUACACCGUUGCAGUCUUUACCCGCUACAGAGCCAGUAGUGUCUAGCUUCGAGGCAGCUUGGCGAGCCGCGAAGGUUAAUUCGUUGACACCUCAGGCUGCAGAACCUUUUGAGGCACCGCUUGUGGCAUCGCAACUUAACGCUCCAUCGUCUCGCGAAAUCCCUAGUCAAAGUUUAUCAUAUCGCCGCGAAGCACACUCUGCUGAACACAAUUCUACUCACGUCCAAUCGAGUCUAGACAAUCAGGCUCCACAAUCAAAAUCUCAAUCAAAAACUUCCCAGGAGCAACGCAGUCAAUCCAGCCACUUUCCCACUCCACCUGUCGAAGACCUUCUUCCUAGCAUUGAACAGACAUUAUACCAAAGUUCUUCUGCUCCAGCACGACAAGUUACUCCUCCAUCAUCAGAAAUUUUCGGCAACAGCUCACCAAUUGGACCUAUGUCCGCAAAACCAAGCAUGGAGCCGAGUGUAAAGCGCGAGGAAUUUGACGCCACAAGGGCGAUCAAGGAGAGGAUGGCAGCUAAGAGAUUAGAAGUUCAGCAAAGACAAGCGGAAAGAGCCAUGUCUUCAGGAUCCCCAUUGCCAGCUGCCUUCCAUCCCGAAGCGGUGGAGCUUAGCGCCAGCCUCCCCAUUCAGACAAAUGCAAAGGAGGAAGAUGUGGGUGCCGACCCGCCUCUCAACUCUUUCCCACUUGCUGAACAAGCAUCAACAAGUCUGGAUGUACUUCCUUCAGCAGUUGGCGAGUUUCUAGUUCCAUUGCCGAUGGUUUCUUACGUUCGCGACAUGUACAAUGAAGAACUUCGGGAACACAGGGAUUUAACGUCCUUAUUCGUGAGAGAUGAUUUGGAGGUACUUGAAGAGGAACAGGUCAAAGAGAUCGAUUCUAUGUUAGAGAAUCUCCGCAGCAUUUGCGAUCACCAAGAUAUCUACAAUGACGAUUUCUCCACGCAGCAGUCCGAGCAAAUCUCUCGCAUUGAGCACGCCAAGUUCGCCGAGAACUGCAGCACAAAAUGCAUGUUCUUGGCUGCCCUCUUGGUUCGUCUGAAGGACCGAGAUCUGCACAUCGUUGUGCUUGCCCGCGCUGGACGUAUGUCAGAAAUUCUCCAGACUGUUUUUGAACUUCACAAUCUCAACUACUGCAUUGCAGGUGAUGCGCCUUCUAGUGUGCAUUCCAGCUCGCUGAGAAUCACAUUGCAUCCUACUAGCGUGAAACAGAUCUUGGUUGAGCCAGCGUCCGCUGUCAUUGCAUUUGACUCUACCUCCAGAGACUGUUCGUUCCUAGGAGAAUUGCGAUCGAACAUGCAGCACUAUCUCUCAGGUCUGGCGCCAUUACUUUCACUCGUCGUCACACAUUCAAUUGAACAUCUAGAGCGAUGUUUCAAUGAUGACAUCGACCCCAUCCAAAAGAAAAUCAGACUGGUAAAGUGUCUUCGACAAUUGGGUGACAGUGUAGGCCAACUCAAAGCUGAACACGAAGAUCCUGCUGUUGCUGCAGAUGCUGUGGCUGGAUAUCUCGAACUUGGAGCUAUAGCAACUUCGUGGCCAUUGCCUCCGAUGCCGGAGAUCGAGGAGAUCGAUUUGAGUCCUGAAAGUCCUCAUCAAAUAGAAUUCGAAGUCAGUUUAAAUGUUGGUUCGACAACUGAUUCACUGAGGAUGUCUCCUUCAGACGUUCUACACCCAAGCAUAAAGCGCCAAUUGGAAAACGAAGAUGCCAUGGAUACCGAUUCACCGAAGCGACAAAGAGUCACACCUGUGCCUGUUGAGCUAAACGCAGACAUGGAUAUCUCCCAUGUCAGCGAAAGUGUUGUUCAACCUUCGUCUGGCUUACCACAAUCCAAUUCUGUCCCACUCUCUUCAAACACCAGAGCAGAGGGCGACGCGGACCAGAUGUCGUUGCUCCUUCAAAAGGUCAAGACUCUCGAGAUUCAACUGCGCACCAGAGAAGCCAGCGAGGCACAACUUCGCCGGAUUAAUAUCGAUCUUGAGAGUCGUUGCAGCGAUUAUGAGACUAGUAUUAAGCACAUUCAGCCAAAGUACCAGGAAGCUCUUAACGAUCGAGGUCACUUCGAGCACGGUGCUAAGGAAGCUCUCGUCCGUGAAACCGAAACUCGAAAGCGUCUCGCAACCAAAGAAGCCGAGGUAGAGAAAUUAAAGGAGAAGAACGCUGCCAUGGCUUUAGAACUCUCAACGGCACAAAAGGCAUUAGCCAGCUCAGAAAUUCCGGAGGUCGCAGAAAUGGCCAAGAUGAGAGAAGAAGUCGCAAAGGUCAAUACCGAGAACGAACGUCUUCAAAGGCGCCUAGUGAACAUGCAGAAUGAUCUGGAAUACAUGCGAAGCAAUUACCAAAACUCGUCUUCAUCCGCCGCCGAGGCCGCAUCCGAGCUCCGCGAUAUCAAGGAAAUCAAUGUAGGAUUGCAAGCCAAGGCAGAUGAGAACAGAGUCCGUAUCCAUGAGAUUCAACGCGAUGAAGUUGCCUCUAUGCAUCUGGCAACCAUCAAGACCCUCAAGUCGGACGUUGAGAGACUAGAGAAGGAGAAUGAGAAGAUGAGUGACGAAAUCGCGAACAUGCCCAAGACCUCUAGACGUCAAAACAAGGGCGGUGGCUCUAAUCGUGGAAGUCCCAUGCCCAUGUCGAGUCCCAAGCGAACUAUUGCGAAACCAUUCGGUGGAAGUAGAUCGGGUAGCCCUGCGGUGGGAGAGCCGCCGUUUGGUGGUCCACUUCUGACUCCUGACGGUAUGGCUAGAGGUACCAGAUGGGGUCAUCUGCAGUGA